CGCAGCUCCUCUGACCAAAAGCAGACACACUCACUCCCACACACAAACCACAGGGGAAACACUGCUGCUGGGACGGGACGAGACCGACCCUGAGCUGAACGGUGUUGCUGUUUAUUUCGAUGAAUGGGGAGAUUCUGGUGGUGUAUGCAGACGUUGACACAAGUUCAAAGCAAACGCCGCAACCGUCUGCCGGUGAGGUCACUGUGGCGCAAAGCGACCAGCGCGGACGCGCGGCGCACAUUCCGUGACAUUACAGUGGCUUUGUUGGCGCGGUGAUUGAUGUGAAGGCGCGCUGUCUUGAGUUGGAUGAUAUUAUUAGCGUUACACCCGAUCGAUUAUAUCAAGUCGACACGCGCAGGUGCUAACAACGUUUAUCGGGGGACUUGCACUGAUGGAUCGAGGAUAAGUUGUUAUUGACGAACCCAACGGGACCACAGCAGAGAAAACGAGAGCAGGUUCAUGACGACAGAUCUGAGAACGCUUUUUAUUUAAAACAAUACGUCGAGUCCAGUAAUCACUAGUGUAAGAUUCAGGGUCAUGGAAACGGUUGUACGGACGUCCCGCACCCUGAGGAUACGCAUGGUUUAAAUGCUUCCAGCACCCAGGCAGAAACAGCUCUUUGAGCAGAUGGAUCAUAUGUGAGAACUGUGAGGUAAAACAAUGGCUUUGGUCCUCUCUAUGAGCCCUUUUUGUGAACCUGAUGCCGAAGCCCCACCGUCAAUCUACCAGCCGAUCUGGGAGUCUGAGCGUUGCAGCAAGAGCUGCGUCUCCACCCGCUCACCACCAGGAGAUGACACCCAAGGGCUUAUAGAAGAGCACCUUCGUAGACGAGGCCCGGAUCAUGUGAUGGAUCAUGUGGCCGUGUCAAGGAUCUCUUAUUUUAAAAGGAAGUUUGUGGAAGAUGAAGAACCUGUAGUGAACUUCAGAGGUUACUGUCACACUGUGUCACCAGUGCUAGAGGAACGUGCUCACGUUCUCCGUCUCUCUCUUGAGAAGCUGCGUUACAUGGAUGACCCUGAGUCCUUCUUGCGGCGUUCUGUCCUCAUCAACAACCUCCUCAGACAUCUCCGAAAUGAAAUUCUCCUUCAGAGUGACUGGUGUUUCCCAUCAGGCCCUGCGCCAACAGCCUGCCCCCUGCAAACCCCAGCCCCCAACACACCUCUUCCCACUCCCACCCUGCAGCCCUGCCUGGCACCGGCCGGGACGUACCGCAAACGGCUGAGGCUGCUGAGGAGGGAUAGUCCUGAAUGCGUCCCCGCAUGCUGCUGCUUGUAUGCAGCCGGGCGUUACCUCCAGCUCCCCCUUUCUGUGUAUGAACGGGAUGUAUACUCCAGCUCUCAUCUGUCAUCAACUUCAUCCACAUCAUCAUCAUCAGUAGUUCGAUUUCCGCAGCUGUUAGAGGAGGAAGAGGACAGCGAUGAGGAAGAGGAGCUGCACUCAGUCUGUCCCGUGUUGGGUCUGUGUCAAGAUGAAACCAGGGAGCAGAACAGAAUGUGUGAGGGUCUCAGGGAACAGAGCCACAGGAAUCUGGAGAAAGAGCGAGAGAAAGGCAAAGAAAGAGGCAGAGAGAGGGUUAGAGGAGGGGAGCUUAGAGUAGGCGUUUCACAGAGAUGGCUUUCAGAUACAGUGGGUACCGGACAUCAGGAGGGCCUGACGAGAGCUCACUUGAGAGGGAAAUAACAACAGAACUUCUGCUGUGGAAACAAGGAAAAACUGCUUUCCAACAGCUUUUUAGAUCUGUUUUCAAAAAAUGAACAUCAGUGCAAUGUGAUGUUUUCAAUGUUUAGGUACUUUUGUAUUUCUGGAUUACUCAACAAGUAACAAGGGACAGCGAGUUUAUAAAUUGCCUCUUGAGAAAACCACCAUAUUGUGCCUUAAAUGUUUUCUUGUUUAAUAUGUUUGCUGUGUUUGUGGAUAUUCGUACAUAAAGCUGUUUUAUCCACAGAGAAGGUACUAAGUCUACUAAGAAGGUACUAAGUGUUUUUCAAACAUAAAACGGUUUAAAAGUGAUUUGCUAGCACACACAAAAAAAGCAUGACAUGGCUUCCUGUCCUUGACGAUUGUCAUACAUUGUCCCAAAUGCACGAAGGCCAAAAUGUUUAAAACAAUAGAUGUACUUUCAAUAGACUGAACCUCUGAGCAUUUAAACAUUCAGGAAACAAAUCCAAACAUCAACUCCGUUCAGAUAUUUCAAACUACAGACAGGCUUUUAGUCUGUUGUAUAGAGGUCCUUUCUGAUGCAAGUGAUUUUUGGCAUGAUAUAAAUCUGAGGUUUUUAUUAUAAAAUCUGUUUUUUCAUGCACUUUUAUAGUGUUUAUGUAUUUUCACAUUUUGUUUUUCAAGACAAGAUAUGAGACACUCAGACAAGAGUGGAACAUACAAACAACAGUGUUGGAAUAUAAAUAAAACAGAGACGGGUUGCUUCACCACCAAUCUUAACUGUUCUGUGUGUGUGUGUGUGUCUGUGUGCGUGUGUGUGUUCGUGAAAUGUUUUGAGAAUAAAAGAAUGAUCCUGAGCUCACAAUGUUCCUUUCCUCCUUGUGAUGUGAUUAUAGCUGGCACACAGAUUAUUUCUUUUUCUACACCCCCACCUCCACCACACUUAUUCUCUUUCUCUUAUUACUCCUGCUGUCACCUUUUCGCGUCACUAUGGAAACAAUGUUUACUGGAUGAACCGUCUGGAAUCCCCUGAGGAAAAAAGAGGUUCAUGACAAACACACAUGCCACACAAUAUAUCCUUUGGUUAUUGUGAACGCACGCUCAGCGAGGAGAUGCUUUUAGAUGAAGAACACGGUUCCAUUUAUAGUUGUAGUAAAUGUGGAGAUGGAAAUCUGCGGUAUGGCAUGUCACUGUUUAUUGGAGUUGUCAUAAAAUAUUACUAAUUUGUGUCUUUGUUGUCUUAAUCUUUUUGUAGACAAUAACAAAUAAUGACAUUAAAAAUUAUGUUAAAAGCAUAUUUCAGAUCAUUUGGUUUUGGGUGCAAUUUGAUGCAAAAUGUGUAAGUACACAUUGAAAUCAGUUUGAGACCUUUUUUAGAUGUUUUGUCUUUUUCAAAUCUCUGUCAUGACAGGUCAAGAUGUUCCUUGAAUUGGGAGCGAUGGGGACAUAUGGCAUGUGGUUAUUUUUGGAUAUCUUUAGCAUUGUCUGACCGCAGCAUUCACGCAGUUACAAAAAUAGGACAAAAAAUAUAUAUUUAUUCAGUAUAAUGCACUACUGUCACAUGGGUUUCAUUUAAACCAUAACAGUCCGUCUCAUUGUUCAUCUAACCUUUCCUGGGGCAUCGUAUGAUUUUGGUGAAUUGUUUGUGGGUGUGUUGUACUGUAUGACAAGCAUCAUGUCAUUGUCAGCUCUAAUAGACAUGCAGAGAAGCAUGAUGCCUCUCUCUCUCUCUGUUCUUCCAGCCAUGGAAUCAGUCUAAUGCCACUGGCUCACUGUCAUCCAUCAGCCUAUAACUUUGGCUGCUCGUUGUUACCAUGGCAACUGCCCUUCACCACUCAGAGGUUUUAGAUCAAAAGGCAUGCAACACUUCCUCUCAUUCCUUCUUCUUCUCCCUUUAUUCUGUUUCUUCCAUGUCAUGUAUUUGUAAACUUUUAAUGAAUUACUAAAUAAUAAGAACCACUGAGAACCACAUUGAAAAGUUCCCUCAGUUCAGUGGGAAACACCCAAAUAUUUGUUAAAAAAGGGGAGAUGAUGAACCACACAAACAACUGAGCAUUUCAUCCACACCGAUGUCCAUAAAAAUGUAUAUUUACCUAUAAAUGUGUGUUUAUGUAUCUUACAACAUGUAGCACUGUUGUUCCUAUUCUGUUGUUGAUGUCACAUGUCUUAAGUCCUAAUGCUUUGAUAUCAAAAGCAAACAAUAAACAAAACUAUAUUCA
Messenger RNA from Triplophysa dalaica, 3878 nucleotides. It is a transcript of the gene sertad4, whose product is annotated as SERTA domain containing 4. The record is from RefSeq and is a predicted model, not a curated record. Gene Ontology annotation, cellular component: nucleus. NCBI's taxonomy places the organism in Eukaryota, Metazoa, Chordata, Actinopteri, Cypriniformes, Nemacheilidae. Bases 661 to 1680 code for a protein of 339 amino acids. The transcript has 5 exons.